Messenger RNA from Acanthosepion pharaonis, 2478 nucleotides. The record is from the annotation of a GenBank genome assembly. NCBI's taxonomy places the organism in Eukaryota, Metazoa, Mollusca, Cephalopoda, Sepiida, Sepiidae.
AUGUCUGCUGCUUUUUUUCCUUUAGCUGCUGAACUAUCUUUCAUUGAUGGUGAACAAGCUGCAGCAUCGACCAGAGAAUCGGGAAUCACAAAAGAACGAAGAUUUGGAGAUCGGACAUUUAUUAAAGAAUGGAAUUUACAAGCGAUCGAUGGUGAACAAAAAAUAAUCGUACGAAUUCAUAUCUAUCUAUCUAUCUAUCUAUCUAUCUAUCUAAGUUUGUUCUAUCUAGCUAUCGGUUUCAGUUUGUUCAUAUCUCUAUCAGUUUGUUCAUAUCUAUCUAUGUAUCUAUCUAUUUCAUUUUCUCAUAUCUAUCUAUCUAUCUAUCUAUCUAUCUAUCUAUCUAUCUACUUAUCUAUCUAUCUAUCUAUCUAUCUAUCUAUUUCAGUUUGUUUAUAUCUAUCUAUCUAUUUCAUUUGUACAUAUCUAUCUAUCUAUCUAUCUAUCUAUCUAUCUCAGUUGGUUCUAUCUCGCUGUUUCAGUUUGUUAAUGUAUAUUUCAGUUUAUUUUAUUUUGUUCAUAUCUAUCUAUCUAUCUAUCUAUCUAUCUAUCUAUCUAUCUAUCUAUCUAUCUAAUUUGCUCAUAUCUAUCUAUCUAUCUAUCUAUCUAUCUAUUUCAGUUUGUUCUAUUUACGAAUCUAUUUCCGUUUGUUCAUAUCUAUCAUUUUUAGUUUGUACAUAUCUGUCUAUCUAUCUAUCUAUCUAUCUAUCUAUCUAUCUAUCUAUCUAUCUAUCUAUCUCAUUUUUUCAUAUCUAUCUAUCUAUCUAUCUAUCUAUCUAUCUAUCUAUCUAUCUAUCUAAUUUGCUCAUAUCUAUCUAUCUAUCUAUCUAUCUAUCUAUCUAUCUAUCUAUCUAUCUAUCUAUUUUCUUUUUCUCUUUUCCAUACAAUGGUGCUAAGGCUCAGCAAUGGGCUCCAGUUUAUUCAUAUCUAUCUAUCUAUCUAUCUAUCUAUCUAUCUAUCUAUCUAUCUAUCUAUCUGCUUAAUAGAAAAUCAAGAGUAAUUCCAAUUAAUAUCUAUCUAUCUAUCUAUCUAUCUAUCUAUCUAUCUAUCUCAGUCAGCUCCUAUCUAUCUAUCUAUCUAUCUAUCUAUCUAUCUAUCUAUCUCUACGUUUACGGGCCGAAAAGACGUGCUCGCGAAAUUUGUCUCGGUGCAAAACUUGUCUCGGCAAAUGGGCCGAAAUACGUGUUCGCGAAAUUCGUCAAGGUGCGAAAACUUGUCACGGCAUAUGGGCCGAAAAGACGUGUUCACGAAAUUUGUCCAGGUGCGAAAAUUGUCUUGGCAAAUGGGCCGAAAUACGUUUUCGCGAAAUUUGUCCAGGUGCGAAACUUGUCACGGAAUAUGAGCCGAAAAGAUGUGUUGGCGAAAUUUGUCCAGGUGCGAAACUUGUCUCGGCAAAUGUGCCGAAAUACGUGUUCGCGAAAUUUAUCCAGGUGCGAAACUUGUCUCGGCAAAUGUGCCGAAAUACGUGUUCGCGAAAUUUGUCCAGGUGCGAAACUUGUCACGGCAAAUGGGCCGAAAUACGUGUUCGCGAAAUUUGUCCAGGUGCGAAACUUGUCACGGCAAAUGGGCCGAAAUACGUGUUCGCGAAAUUUGUCCAGGUUUUUUUCUUGUUCUUGUCUCGGCAAUGUGCCGAAAUACGUGUUCGCGAAAUUUGUCCAGGUGCGAAACUUGUCUCGGCAAAUGUGCCGAAAUACGUGUUCGCGAAAUUUGUCCAGGUGCGAAACUUGUCUCGGCAAAUGUGCCAAAAUACGUGUUCGCGAAAUUUGUCCAGGUGCGAAACUUUUCUCGGCAAAGGUGCCGAAAUACGUGUUCGCGAAAUUUGUCCAGGUGCGAAACUUGUCACGGCAAAUGGGCCGAAAUUACGUGUUCGCGAAAUUUGUCCAGGUGCGAAACUUGUCAUGGAAUAUGAGCCGAAAAGAUGUGUUGGCGAAAUUUGUCCAGGUGCUUAACUUGUCUCGGCAAAUGUGCAUUCCUUACGUCUUCGCGAAUUUGUCCAGGUGCGAAACUUGUCACGGCAAUGGGCCGAAAUACGUUUCGCGAAAUUUGUCCAGGUGCGAAACUUGUCUCGGCAAAUGUGCCGAAAUACGUGUUCGCGAAAUUUGUCCAGGUGUGAAACUUGUCACGGCAAAUGUGCCGAAAUACGUGUUCGCGAAAUUUGUCCAGGUGCGAAACUUGUCACGGCAUAUGGGCCGAAAAGAGGUGUUAGCGAAAUUUGUCCAGGUGCGAAACUUGUCUCGGCAUAUGGGCCGAAACGAGGUGUUAGCGAAAUUUGUCCAGGUGCGAAACUUGUCUCGGCAUAUGGGCCGAAAAGACGUGGUCGCGAACUUUCAGGUAGAAUUCCGUUGCAUCGAGGUGAAAGAGAGACAGAAGACAGCUUAUAGAAAAAGAAACGAAGAAAUCGAGGAGAGAUCUCAAAAGGUGAUACCUAUGGGAAAGGAAAGAGAGGAAGAAAAUAUCUCGAAGGAUCCCAGACCGAGAUGA